This is a messenger RNA of Thrips palmi, 1619 nucleotides long. RefSeq names its product CCAAT/enhancer-binding protein gamma-like. Bases 175 to 597 code for a protein of 140 amino acids. The record is from RefSeq and is a predicted model, not a curated record. Gene Ontology annotation, biological process: DNA-templated transcription; regulation of transcription by RNA polymerase II. NCBI's taxonomy places the organism in Eukaryota, Metazoa, Arthropoda, Insecta, Thysanoptera, Thripidae. The transcript has 4 exons. Gene Ontology annotation, molecular function: RNA polymerase II cis-regulatory region sequence-specific DNA binding; DNA-binding transcription factor activity, RNA polymerase II-specific.
CCUACCACAACUUCUCAUACAACUGUGCCGAUUUGCAAUCGCUUCGCGCUGUGUUGUUUUUCGUUUGUGUCCGUCAGAAUCCUCUGCAAUUUAUUUGAUUCUUUCUCUUCUGUGUUCGGAGAACGAGCAAAUUGUGUCCAGUUUUUCCUGUUUCGUUGGCUCAAUACAUUAAGGAUGGCGCCCCGAAAUAAAGAAAAUAAACAGUCAAAAGGGCGGCGUGGAGACAACAGUUCUAGAGAGGAGUCCGACAGGGAGUGGGAGAGGGAGAAAGAUGGAGAUGAGUACCGCAAAAGGAGAGACAGGAACAACCAGGCUGUGCGAAGAAGUCGAGUGAAAAGCAGAAUGCGUACACAGCAAACAUUGGAACGAGUCAAUCAGCUGAAAACAGAAAACGAGCUAUUAGAAGAGAAAAUCCGCAUUCUUACUAAAGAACUUGGUUUUUUGAAGGACCUAUUUUUAGCUCAUGCAGGUAAUGCACAUGCAACUGACCUGAAUGGCAUAGACUUGGAGCGGCUUUUAAGUGACACUCCUAAAGAAGCACCUACCACAAGUUCAAGCACCUCAGGGACUUCAAGAUCCCGUUCAAAGCAGUAUUAGACCACUUAUUCUCUUUCUUUCCCAUUAUCAUGUGAAUGAUUUUAACCCUUUCAAAAUUGGCCAAAAUACUGAUUUAGCAGUAUCGUCAUGAAGGACUGAAUUACUGUCUCUUCAUUUUAAAAAUGGAAAAAUAGCCUCUGGUUUGUUUUCAAUUUAGAAAUUUCAUAAUUGUACAUCACUUGAAAUGUACCACAGGUUUUCUUGUUAGAGAUGAGGUGGGUGUAUAGGCAGACGUACUAAGGUUAUCUACAGUUGUGUAGUAAAUGUCAUUUUAGCCCCAUUUGAGAUUGUACAUUUAUGCAAUUAUGAGCCAAGCUUUGAAACAGUGAGACAAUAUUUUCUUGCUGAGUGUACCAAAAUUGUGGUGCCUUGUUGCAUUUCUUUGGUCUAAGCCAUUGAACUUAUUUAUGUUGAUUUUCAAAGUAGAAGUAAAUUUGUCAUAUUAUCAUUCAUAUUUUCUGUAUGUAAUAAAAUGUUUUAUGAUAGUGUUUACAAACUAAUGAAAGUAGUAUUAUUAUUUAAAGUAGCUUUAAUUGAUGAGAUAGAAAUUAGAGAGUAUUAGUCUCACUUUUUUCUGUUAAUAGUUUUAAAGUAGUGUGUAUAUGUAAGGCUUUGUUGAAAGCAUUUAAGUGUAACAUUUGUAUGCAUGUUCACUAUUGUGGGCUGAGCAACUGUGAUUGCUUUAAAUUAUUGUCUUCAAAGAAUGAAAUGUACAGCCCUGUCUUUGAAAUCAGGAAAGAAACAAACAGGAAAAAAAUCAUUGCAUCACUCUGCUGCACAUUUCCUGGUUCUCUGUUUGUUUGUUGACUAAAAUACAAUUUCUGCUGACUUAAGUUCAUUUUUCAUCUUUAGAUAUCUUUUAGUAUUGUCACAUACUGGCUUAACUAUUUUAUUGUUUAUAUAAUAUGUCUAUCUGUGUUUGAAAACUUGAUGUUUUUAUGGUAUUGUUUUUUAAAAACGUGUUGCUCACUGUCUUUGUAUUUAUUAUUUAUUACUGCGAAAUAGAGGCUCUCUGUUCAAAA